Messenger RNA from Coccidioides posadasii C735 delta SOWgp, 1389 nucleotides. The record is from RefSeq and is a predicted model, not a curated record. NCBI's taxonomy places the organism in Eukaryota, Fungi, Ascomycota, Eurotiomycetes, Onygenales, Onygenaceae.
AUGCUUGUCGAACGCCAGCUUCUGCGAGAGAAUAUUACUUUUUCUGUGGCCAAGGAGAAAGACGUCAAUAUUCUCCAUCAGUUAAGCUACAGGUCACGACGGGAUGAAUUCUUCAAGUUUAUCAAUGAGCGCCGCAGCCUUGCCGCAAAACUGGCUGCUCACCAUUUGGGCGUCCCUCCUAAAGCAUGUCAUGCGGUGGAGAUCGACAACUGGAUGAGCGGGAGUUUCAAUCUCUGCGUUCUCGUCACCAUAAAGGGUUUCAAACCCGUGAUUAUUCGCUUCCCGCUCCCCUACCGUGUUGGUGAAGGCCCUUUUCCGGGGAACAGCGAUGAGAAAGUCAAGUGUGAGGCGGGAGCGUACGCGUGGUUGCAACAGGAGUGCCCUUUAGUGCCAAUCCCAAAGCUUUACGGGUUCGCUUUGUCAACAGGACAAUGUGAACUUCAUCCGUAUCUAAUCAUCGAAUACAUGGAAGAGGGGGAGAUGCUUUCAGUGUCAAUGCAGGAUCAAUACGAUCGAAAGGAGCUCCGAAAAAACCUUUUUCGAGACCUCUCAAAGAUUAUGCUAAGUUUGAGCCGUGUUCCUCUGCCGAAAAUUGGUUCCUUCGUCAUUGAUGAUAGCGGCUUUCUACGCCUUACCAACCGGCCCCUUACAUUCAUGCUGCAAGACUUGGAAAAUGAAAAUAUUCCUGUUGACAUGCCGAGGGAUCGCACCUUUGCAAGUGUUGAUUCCUACGUCAAUUCCCUUCUUGUCUGCCAUGACAACCGCCUUACAUAUCAGCCGAACGGCAUCAGCAGUGGGGGCGACUGCGUCUCCCAAAUGACUGCACUUGCUUUGAUGAGGACAAUACGCCCGGAGUACUUUGACUCAAGGUUAAAUCAUGGGCCCUUUUUUUUUUCACUGACUGAUAUUCACGCGAGCAAUAUCCUCGUUGACGAAAAUUGGAAUAUUAAAUCUAUCAUUGAUUUGGAAUGGGCCGCCGCCCUUCCGGUGGAAUUCAUAGGCACACCUCUUUGGCUAACUCAGGAAUCAAUCGACUGCAUCAAUGCCGAAAAAUAUGACCAAAUACGACAAGAAUUCAUGGGCAUAUUUAUUGAAGAAGAAAAACACUGUCCUGCAGACCAUGCCAUCCAACGGGCAUCAACCAUGCAAAAAUCGUGGGAACAGGGAAUAUUCUGGUAUGUUGCUGGCUUGGAAAGCCCCACUGGGCUUCAUUCCAUCUUUUACAAGCGCCUCCAGCCACUCUAUGAUAAGAAACAUGCCCAAAACACGGACUUCUUGCUCAUGGCUUGUGAAUAUUGGCGGCGAAAUGCGAUGGACUUUAUCAGAUCCAGGAUGAAGGACAAAAAGGCGUACGAUGAAAGACUUCGGGAAGCCUUCGAAGAGCACUGA